GCGGUGAGCUGCGCCGCACGCCGGAUAGGCCGCGAUUCGGAGAGACGCUCCACCAGCUGAGGGCUGUGCAGCAGGGCCGCCAGCAGCCGCCGUAGAACCAUCCUCGGAGCGACUCGGAACCCGGAACACGCCGCUCUCGCUUCUGAUCGGCGACGUCAGACAAGGGAACACGUUUGCGCCGGCGCCGCGGAAUGACGACACUGCCGCGCUGGGAUUGGGUCGCGGGACCUUCACUUUCGGCAGUCGCCUUUAGUGCGUUUCCGGUUCCGCCACCGCCGCGGCGGCCGACUUAUUCUUGGGGUGGAAGCGUCGUCGGCUAGGACUCUGCACUAUGUCGGGUGGCCUGCUGAAGGCGCUGCGCAGCGACUCCUACGUCGAACUGAGCCAGUACCGGGACCAGCACUUCCGGGGUGACAAUGAAGAACAGGAGAAGUUACUGAAGAAAAGCUGUACAUUGUAUGUUGGAAAUCUUUCCUUUUAUACAACUGAAGAACAAAUCUAUGAACUCUUCAGCAAAAGUGGUGACAUAAAGAAAAUCAUCAUGGGCCUGGAUAAAAUGAAGAAAACAGCGUGUGGGUUUUGCUUUGUGGAAUACUAUUCAAGAGCAGAUGCUGAAAAUGCCAUGCGAUACAUAAAUGGAACUCGUCUGGAUGACCGCAUCAUUCGCACAGACUGGGAUGCAGGCUUUAAAGAGGGCAGGCAGUAUGGCCGUGGACGAUCUGGGGGCCAGGUACGAGAUGAGUAUCGACAGGACUAUGAUGCUGGGAGAGGUGGCUAUGGAAAAUUGGCCCAAAACCAGUGAGUGGUGAAAGCCCCAUCAUGAAAAACUCACUCCUUUGGCCUGUUGAAUCUGAUGUGCAUUACCGAAGGUCUGCAAACCUGCCUGUUUUUACCAAGCUUUAAUCAAUGUUUCUACUGAGCCGGAAGCCUCUUCAUGGUUUUCCUCUUCAAAUUAUUAAAGGACAGAAUCCAAAAGAAUGCCUUUAAUUCUAUAGUGUUAGAAUCCUGUGUCAGAUUGAUGUACUACAGAAUGAUUUCUGUUACCAGGUCAAAAAAAUUGUGUUCCUUAGCAGCAUAUUUGGUGUAUAAUGUUGAUCCAUCAGCCAAAAAUAAUACACUUCUUUUAGGAAGAUUGGAAAAAGAAUUUAAGUGUUUACCAUGUUUGCAUCUAACUAGGUUCAUGGUCUUCUACCUUGAGACCUAGAAUUACUAUUUAAAAAUUUUUAAGUUUGCCUGACAAAGUUUAUUAAAGGAGAGCUUUGCUAUGUAAUGUAGCUUUGCCCUAAAUUAGGAACUGGUAUUUGACGACUGAAUUUUUUUCCAUUUGAAUUCUAAUCUCUAAAGGCAAACUUAAGAAGUUCUUUUGUAGUACAGUGGGUUGAGGAUCCAUCAUUGUCACAUGUCACAACAUUGCAGUGGCAUGGGUUCGAUCCCUGGCCCGGAAACGUCAUAUGCCUCAGGUGCAAGUUAAAAAAAAAAAAAGGCAAACUUAAAGAGUCAAGAGAACUUCCUAAAUAGUGUAAAAAUGAUAAGUUGUAGUCCCAGGGGAUACCACCUGCUUACAUGCUUUAUAUAUCUGGAAAUCAGGUACAGGACUUGAAGGGUAUUUACUAAACACAUUUUUCAAAAGAUGCAGUUUAACUAAAGCUAAAAAAAAAAAAAAAACCCCAGGGUAUGUACUACAGGGAACUUCAAAUACUCUAA
Molecule: messenger RNA, 1704 nt
Organism: Phacochoerus africanus (Common warthog)
Lineage: Eukaryota; Metazoa; Chordata; Mammalia; Artiodactyla; Suidae
Gene: NCBP2
Product: nuclear cap binding protein subunit 2
Exons: 4
Coding region: 332-802 (156 amino acids)
Biological process (GO): mRNA cis splicing, via spliceosome
Cellular component (GO): nuclear cap binding complex
Molecular function (GO): RNA cap binding
Source: RefSeq, a predicted model, not a curated record